Messenger RNA from Microplitis mediator, 2084 nucleotides. RefSeq names its product tolloid-like protein 2. The coding region runs from base 171 to 1388 and encodes 405 amino acids. Gene Ontology annotation, biological process: proteolysis. The record is from RefSeq and is a predicted model, not a curated record. Gene Ontology annotation, molecular function: zinc ion binding; metalloendopeptidase activity. The transcript is spliced from 5 exons. Lineage: Eukaryota; Metazoa; Arthropoda; Insecta; Hymenoptera; Braconidae.
UAAAUAAUGAGUUCAAUUGGACAAAUAAUUUUGAACCAGCACGAAGGAUUCAUAGAACCCGAAGAUCAUUGGUUGUUGGAGAAAGACGAUUUCUAUGGAAUGAUGGUGUUAUUCCGUAUGAAAUCGAAGACAUAUUUAGUGGAGAUCAACGCAGAUUAUUUGAACAAGCAAUGAGACACUGGGAACAAUCGACUUGUAUUCAUUUUGUUAAAAGAAUUAAAGGAAUUCAUAAAAAUUAUAUAGUUUUUACUAAAUUAAAAUGCGGAUGCUGUUCACCUGUUGGUAAAAACCAGUAUGGACCCCAAUCAAUAAGCAUAAUCGGACAAUGCAGCAAUUUCGGUACUAUUUUACAUGAAUUGGGACACGCUAUCGGGUUUCACCACGAGCAUAUGCGUAACGAUCGCGAUGAGUAUAUUAAGAUUUUCCGAGAUAAUAUUCAAGAAGGACAUGAAGAUAAAUUUAAGAAAUUGUCAAUAAAAUUUACAAAAACGUUAGGUCAACCUUAUGAUUAUAAUUCCAUAAUGCAUUACCCAAGAUUUGCUUUUGCAAAGAGUUCGUUUCAUAGUACGAUUGAACCAACACGUAAAAUAAAUGAGGAGACACCGGGUAUUGGUCAGAGGAAUGCCCUGAGUACCGGUGACAUUACUACAGCAAAGUUGCUGUAUAAUUGUUCUGCACAUGACGGGUCAUUUUUUGAGCCUUGGAAUAUGAUUUUUCCGCCAAUACGUCCAGAAUAUUCACCGAAAGUUAUCGAUAAAUGCAAAUGGACAAUCAGAGCUGCGGAAGGGGAACAAAUAAAAGUCACACUAACAUCAUGGGAUAUUCAAGAGACUCCCAAUUGUACAGUGGAGUAUGUGGAAAUAAAAGAUGGCUACCAGGCAAAUAGUCCUGUCUUAGCUCGCAUAUGUGGUGAAGACAAAACAGUUAUUGUAACUGCUAGUAAUUUUGUAUUGGUAACAUAUGCCAGGACUCGUUAUGAAAAUUAUCACCUGGGAUUUAUAUUGAAAUACGAGGCUAUUUGCGGCGGCGAUAUUGAUUUAGAAAGUAAUGAUACUUAUUACUUAGAAUCACGAAAUUAUCCAGAGUCAUACGAACCGAAUAAAAAUUGUCAUUGGAAUAUAAAGGCUCCUUACAAGCAUUUUGUAGUAAUUAAAUUUCAUUACUUUGAACUUGAAGAAAGUAAAAAUUGUAAAAAUGAUUUUGUAAAAGUACAAGAGGGUAGGAAUGAAAAUGCUCCAAUAAUCGGAAGUUACUGCGGUAAAAACGACCACUUAGAAGUAGCUUCUCUGAUGAGAAGAAUUUUUCUGACGUUUGUUUCUAAUGAAUCGAAAGAAGCGGGAGGUUUUUCCGCCGCUAUUUCUGCAAAACCCAUUAAUAACAAUAAUUGAACCUUCUAAAUAGUUUAUAUGUUGUAGUAACUGGUAACUUAUAAUUAAUAUCACUCAUACUACAAUAAUAACACACUUAAAUUAUAAAUAACAACACCACAUUUAACAGCCGUAAAAGAAAGGCAAGAAAUAUAUAGUUUAUUGAAAUACAAGAUGUAUGCUGUUAUGCUGUCAAUUUAUGGUUAGUUAGUUCUUCAAUAAAGCAUUGGGAUAAUCCAUCCGUUACUCCUUUUACUUGACUGUCAAUAUAUGACUGACUGACUCUAGUCGCGCUUCUAUAAAACAAGAGAAGAAGGCAUUUGUUUUCUAGUUAUUCAAAUAUUUUAAAGAUCAGUUUCACAUUCGUUACAAUAUAUAGCAUUACACACGAAGAAAAAUGUUGGCUCGAAACCUAGCAAUUUUUAUUAUGCUGUCGACCGAACUUGAAACAGGAAGUGAAGCAUCCAAAAAGUUAUUACGCUCUUAUAGAAAAUUUUCAUGUCGCAUCACAAUUAUUAUAAUGUAUGAAAGUAUAUAAUUAUCAUUAAAGCUUAUCGAUAAGUUUCUCGCGCGUUUCUCAGUAUUGUAAUACAGCAUAAUAAUUUUUCGUAUGAACAUAAUAACUUUUUGGAAGCUUCACUUCCUGUUGUUUGGUCGAUAGCAUAAUAAAAAUUUGUAGAUAUCGAGCCAACAUUUUUCGUCGUGUAUUCAUUAGCA